AUGGAACACCAAAAGGAUGAAGCUGUCAAGGCCAAAACUGGGGCCGAGCAACUCAUCAGUCAAGAAAACUACGUGGAAGCAAAGAAGUUGGCCUUGCAAGCAAAGGCUCUACAUCCGGAGUUGGAGGGCAUUGGGCAGCUUUUGAGCACAAUAGAUGUCUACCUGUGCGCACAGAAGAAGGCCGGCGAGAAAGAGGUGGACUGGUACAGCGUUCUCGGCGUGAACCCGUCUGACGCCGAGGACGUAAUCAAGAAGCAGUACAGGAGGCUGGCUCUUGUGCUGCACCCCGAUAAAAAUGAUUCUGCUGGUGCCAAAGGCGCUUUUCAAUUAAUUCAAGCGGCUUGGGAUUUGAUCUCCGACAAGGAGAAGAGGUUGGAGUAUGACAUCAACCGGGGCAUCGUCCGUCCUGGUCAUCCACCACAGCAUAGUGCCGGAGCUACAACCUUUUAUGAUUUCAUGCGGGCAUCAGCAUCAACAGCUGAUAGAGAUAGAGAUAGAGAUAGUGCCCGUGCCCGUGCGCCACCACCGUCGUCUACAGCAAGUCAUGUACCUCCAGCUCCACCACGUCCUCCCUUUUGGAGAAAUGUACCUCCGUCGGCUUCCACUACAGCAGCUCCGCCUCCCUUUUGGAGUAACGUGCCUCCAUCCGCGGCUUCACCUUCCACUGCAGCUUCAUCUUCAUCUUCGGCUGCUGCUUCAGCCCCAACACCAAGUAGCAGUCGCGGUCGCAGUCGGGGUCGGGGUCGGGCUCCUACUUCUGCUCCUGCUCCUGCUCCCAGUCCUCCUGCUGCCACUGCCAGUGCUGCUGAUGCCGCUCAACCUGUGGAAGCAGAGAUCGUCAUAUUCUGGUCGCGUUGCCCACGCUGCAACAUCUGUCAUGUGCAGCCGAUAAAACAUCUGAACCAGAUGGCCACGUGUACUACAUGUGACGCUUCGUAUCUGCUAGAAUAUAUUGAUACUCCAGGCCCACUCCCAACUGGAUUUGCUGUUGCACCUUUGAGCCGAUCUACUUGGUCCGGCGAAAGGAGAUGCGACGAACAAGCAACAAGGAGGCAACGAUCUCGGACAAGGUCGCGCUCUGGCUCUGGUGCUGCUUCUACUUCUGCUUCUGAGGCUCCUCCUUCCCAAUCCCAAACAAAUGGUGCUGCCCCUUCCGGGUCAAAUCCAGGGGCUGAGCAGCAGCAAUUUCCAGGGUUCGGGAUUGGCAGCCGACCCUCUUAUCACCAUCAGCAGCAGCAUACACAUGCUGCAGGAGCAGGAAAAGGUCCAGCCGUGCAGCCCGGCCCCAUCCCCAGCCCCAGCCCCUUCAUGUUUGGAAGCAGCUAUCCACAGCCUCCGCUCGCCGCCAACUUUGGGGGAAUGUUCCAUCCAACGUCGGCCUCCUCCCCCUCCCCCUUCGUGCACGCUGCCCAAUGUCCUCCUGCAGCAGGAUCCAGCAGCAAGAGACCUGCCACUGCCAGCAGCGGCCCUGAGAUGGAAGGGGCUAAGAAAAGCAGAGACACAGAAGAGCCUGCUCGAUUUGAUUUCGACCUAAAUGCCCCUCCUCCCAAUGAAAUGGGACCGAGCAGCCAUGAAGCUGCUUCUGCGCCGCCAGGGCCAUCGGAAAACUCCCAAUAG
Molecule: messenger RNA, 1617 nt
Organism: Andrographis paniculata
Lineage: Eukaryota; Viridiplantae; Streptophyta; Magnoliopsida; Lamiales; Acanthaceae
Exons: 1
Coding region: 1-1617 (538 amino acids)
Source: RefSeq, a predicted model, not a curated record